GAAUUAGCUGAAGUAGACAAGCAGAAUAGUGACACAGACUGUGCUCUGGGGAACUCUUUUAUAUCUCCUGCCGAAGCAACCAGUAAACCCAAUCGUAACGACAAGUCUCUGGAAAAACAUAUGAAAUCUUUUGAAAAUCGGCUGCAGGUUUUAUCUAAAGAAUUUGCUGCGAAUAUGUCAACUGUAAACAACAUAUUGUUGGAACAUUCAAACGAGCUAAAGCAAAUUAAUAAUCCACAUCCAGAUAGUGAAUUAACAGCUUUAAAACGAGAAAAUCUUGAACUCAAAAACCAAAAUAAAGACUUAACCGAUCGAAUAAGUAAUUUCUGAUUUGCAAGGGAAAGCUAAAGUAGCUGAGGACGAAAAAGCCAGCCUAAUUACAUCUGUUCGGCUAUUGUGUAAUGAUUUGGGAAUCAGUCAACCAUCAAACGGCAAUUACCCUUUACAAGACAAUCGACCACCCGAAAAUAAUACCGAAGCGGAGCGUUAACAAUUUCGCAAUAACAUUUUAACCCAAAAUAGCCUCAGUGCACAAAGCACGGAAGAAAUAAAUUGUUCAAAGAAAAAAUCGUUGGAUUAUGAUCGAGUUGCAGGACCGGCUGUCCCAACCAGUAACCGUUUCUCCCAUUUGAGGGAAGAGGAAGCCAAUAGUUCCUGCUGAAAUAAAUGAAGUAAAUAAAAAUCUAAAUGGUCAUCGACAGAAGGAAAAUCAAUCUGAAAACAAACCAAAUAUCACCAUUGUUGGAGACUCAAUGAUUAAGAACAUUAACCCUCGUAAACUAUCAAGAAAACGGGUUAAUAAAUUCACGUUUCCAGGAAAAAGAGCGGAGGAAAUUGCAUUUGAAAUAAAGAAUAUAAAUGUUCAGUUACAUCCAACCCAUGUUAUUAUACACGCCGGGACGAACAAUCUACCAACCGACACAGGUGAUCAGUGUAUAAAGAACAUCAAAGGUUUGUGUUCUAGUAUUAAAGAAAAGUUUCCUAAGGCUAAAUUAGGUGUUUCAAGUAUCAUUUUAUGGAAAGAUAUUGAAGUAUCGAGUAAAAUGUAUCAAGUAAAUGAGGAUCUAAAACGUUUAUGUAAUGAAUCUGGCUUUUCUUUUAUUGACAAUUCAAUCAUAGAUGAAUCUGGACUUAAUAAUAGUAAAUUACAUCUGAGCGCAAAAGCAUCUGUUUUACUAGCUACACGCUUUAUUAAAUUUUUAAACCCUGAUAAACAAUUAAAUGAACAACCAGUAGGAAACCAUGCAUGUACCUUCUGAAAAUUUUCUCGGAGAUCUGCUAAAUCUGGCUGUCUUAACUCAGACAUCUAUGUCUCAAAGAAGACGAACUCGUUAAAUGAUAAUUAUCCCAAUACUAAUAGUAAUGUAUUGUAUCCUCUAAGUAUAAUUGCUAAAUCAAAAGGAUUUUGAAUGUAAAUAGUCUUUUGAAACAUAUCGAUGAGAUUCGAGUGAUUUUAGAAAAAAAUCCGCUGGAUGUCCCAGCUAUAAAUGAGUCUAAAAUAGAUGACUCUAUUUCUGACAAUGAGAUCAAAAUACCAGGAUACGCUUUGUGCCGAAAGGAUCGUAAUAGAAAUGGUGGGGGUGUCGUGUUGUAUAUCAGAGACUGCUUUUCAUUAAUAGAGCGGAAAGAACUGAUUCCUAAUCAGCUUGAGAUGGUGUGCAUUGAAAUCUGCCGUAAAUACGGUAAACCUUUCUUAAUUAGUGCUUGGUACAGGCCACCAAAUUCAAACAUAGAUCUAUUUGACAGUUUUGAAAUGUUUAUUAACAAAUGUGAGAUAGAAAGUAAACAGCGAUCUAAAUUGUGACUGGAAUAAGACGCCGUUGGACAGUCAUACGCAAAGACUAAAAAAUAUAUGUGUGUUGUAUCAACUUAGUCAAAUUAUUGAUGAACCAACGAGGGUGACUAAGUCUUCAGCAACUCAGAUUGACCUAAUUCUGGCCAAUAAUCCCGAAAGCAUCUCCAAUCAUGGAGUAAUUGAAAUUGGGAUUUCAGAUCAUAGUUUGAUUUAUGCUGUUAAAAAACUAGUUCCUUUAAAAGGACAGAGAACAUGUAGUGAAGUUCGAAAUUUUAAAAACUUUAAUGAAAGGUUAUUUUUGCACGAUUUGUCUAGGAUCCCCUGGGAUUAUGUCAAUCAAUUUAAUAACCCGAAUGAUAGCUGGCAAGUCUGGAAGUCCUUCUUUAUAGAAGUACUUGAUAGACACGCGCCAAUUCUGAGGAAGUAUAUUAAAACUAAAAGAAUUCCAUGGCUAAAUGCCUCUAUUAAGCAACUAAUGAGGCAAAGAGAUUUUCAUAAAAUGAUGUUUAAAAAAAUCAAUUCUGAGAUGCAUUGGGAAAAGUUUAAAACCAUUAGAAAUAAAAUUAAUGCUGAAAUCUUAAAGCUAACUAUUUCAAUACUAAAAUAUCUGAGUGUCUUCAGCAUAAGAACGUAA
Molecule: messenger RNA, 2429 nt
Organism: Paramuricea clavata
Lineage: Eukaryota; Metazoa; Cnidaria; Anthozoa; Malacalcyonacea; Plexauridae
Source: the annotation of a GenBank genome assembly